AUGUACGAUGACAACAGCCAUUACAAAUGUGAAAAGGUUUUAAUUGCUGGCGGAGAUAGUUCCAAUGACUUAUCUGCUAUUCAUGCUAGUACAGAAUUGUAUGAUCAAUCGAUAAGACUCUGGACAAAUACGGGUUACUUGAAUAUCGGACGGACUUGUUUCGCAGCAUCUAUAUUACCAGAUGGAAAGCUCCUAAUUUCUGGUGGAUACGAUGGAAUUAAUCUUACAGCAAGCGCAGAACUGUACGAUUCAUUAACAGGACGAUGGAUAAAUACCACGAAAAUGAGUUGGGAACGAUGGUGGCAUACGUUGUCUCAAUUAACGGAUGGUAAUGUCUUGGCUCUUGGAGGGGAUUAUCAUUUCGAGCCAUCAACGUGUGAAUUAUAUAAUACAUCUACAGGUUUAUGGGAGCCCACUGGCCGAUUGAAUUAA
Molecule: messenger RNA, 432 nt
Organism: Rotaria socialis
Lineage: Eukaryota; Metazoa; Rotifera; Eurotatoria; Philodinida; Philodinidae
Source: the annotation of a GenBank genome assembly